CAAGAAAGGUACCUGAGGACGAAGCCGACAGUGAUGAACAGCUCGACGAGGAACAAGUUGAUGAAAUACUAGAUGAGAUCGUGUACGAAGAAGAGAACGUGAAAGAAAAGGAAGGAUACUACACGGGAGAGUCACGUAGUGACUCAGAGUCCAAUGAUGAUACACGAUCCGAGCCACGUAGUGACUCAGAGCCUGAUGAUGAGACGAGAUCUGAGGAAUCAAGCCCUGCAGUAUACUUCGCCCAGAUAGACGACUCAGUACCUCUAAUGGGAAGAGACGCGGAAGCAGAAACUGAUGAUGAAAAAAAUAGCGGAGAAGAGAAAGCGCCAGGCGAGAUAGUAGAAAAAAUAGAAAGUGAGGGUGAGCGUACGGAGGAAGUGGUAUCGAUCGAAGAACUUCCGACGCCGAUGGAGACGACGCAAGAACAAAGAGUAGAAGAAAAGAUCGAAACGCUAAAAACGGAUGACGAAUUAGACGGCGAACAAGUGGAACAAGUGAAAGAAAUGCUGAGACAAGGACAGGACACACAAAGAAGGGGAUAA
Acaulospora morrowiae is the source of this 542-nucleotide messenger RNA. The record is from the annotation of a GenBank genome assembly. NCBI's taxonomy places the organism in Eukaryota, Fungi, Glomeromycota, Glomeromycetes, Diversisporales, Acaulosporaceae.